Messenger RNA from Truncatella angustata, 1458 nucleotides. RefSeq names its product Mob1/phocein. The record is from RefSeq and is a predicted model, not a curated record. Bases 1 to 1458 code for a protein of 485 amino acids. NCBI's taxonomy places the organism in Eukaryota, Fungi, Ascomycota, Sordariomycetes, Amphisphaeriales, Sporocadaceae. Gene Ontology annotation, cellular component: cytoplasm. The transcript has 2 exons.
AUGUCCCUUCCUCCGAGCUCUCCACGGCUCCCAAGCCCGCCACCUCCCGCUGAGGAUCAGAUCGGUCCCAACUCCCCUGGUCUCGACACGCAAGCCGGCCAGAUGGACCAAAGCAUUGUCGACACAAACUCCAAGAGGCGCAUACAUCCAGGCACCAGAGCCGAGGACAUGGCAGCUGGUCCGCCCCUCGUCCCUCUCAACGAGCUCGACUCGGCUUUCCAGCUUCAGGAGCACCUUGCUGCUCUCCACCACCACUACACAAACUCGAAUACAACACCGAUCACCCGCCAAACUGCCUCGCAGCUGGCUACACCUCCCCAGAGCAUCGACGACACCUUAUGGCUCUAUGAGCUCUGUCGCUUUCUUAUCGAGCAGUGUAACAAGCUGAUAGUGGGCUUCUUCAACGACACCCCGCCGUGUUCUCAGGUUACAUGUCCUGAAAUGCGUGCUUCCGAAUGGCAGUUUCUCUGCGCUGUGCACGACCAACCAAAGAGCUGCUGUGCCAUCGACUACUGCUGCCAUACUUUGGACUGGGCCGCCAACGUCGUCACCAAUCCCAAGAUCUUCCCGAGUCGUUUCACCGUCCUGAACGAGGGGCACGAUAGUAACGCUGUCAAGAAGAACCUCGUUAAUAUCUUUCGGAGACUACAUCGCAUUUUCGCACAUGCCUGGUUCCAACACAGGGGCGUCUUCUGGAACAUUGAAUCCCAGUCAGGGCUCUACGUUUUCUUCAAACGCGUAUGCGACUUGAACAACCUUUUGCCCGCCGAGAACUACAAGCUUCCACCCGAGGCCGAGGGGUUGGACCCUGCCGACAAGGAGGAUAGUCAGCCAAAGGUCACUGCUAUCGCCAGGCCGCCUUCGCGUGAGAAUGCCCACGAAGAUGAUGAUCGUAAUGGUAGUCUCCACGCAAGACGCAGCAAUACGACGAGACAUGCCAGCAGACCCUCUAUCAACAGCUCAAUCACCACCGUCACCGAAGAACAAGAAGACGAGCAUUCUGAAAUCAACAACAGACUAAGGGGCAUCCACAUAUCGGCCCCCGAGACGGUAGAAGAAGAGGCAGGAGUAGAAGUGCCCGUCAUCGUGGAAGGACAGGUGCUGCAUGAGAAUGCGCCGGCGUCUCCUCAACGCCAACAUGAGCCUCGGGUUGAUGUCCAGGAACUAACCCCAGAGGAGCCGGACACGCCAGAGAUCGGGCAGCAGUCCGAGGACACUUUGGAAAGCAAUGAUGUACCUGCUUUCGAGCACGAGAAAGCCUUAGGGCCAAACGGUAAAGCAGAAGGUGAAACUACAGCGCCUGCUGAUGACUCUAGCGUGACGUCUUCCUCGCAGUCUAAGAAUCUUGCAGUAGACGGCGCAGUAGAUACGUCUGAAACUGCUUCGGACCCAGAUUCUCAUGAGACUGUGGAAAAGCCCAUGGAUUCAGACGCUACGCUAGCAGACGAGGAAUCUUAG